Messenger RNA from Stylophora pistillata, 3648 nucleotides. RefSeq lists its product as uncharacterized. Gene Ontology annotation, biological process: signal transduction. NCBI's taxonomy places the organism in Eukaryota, Metazoa, Cnidaria, Anthozoa, Scleractinia, Pocilloporidae. The record is from RefSeq and is a predicted model, not a curated record. Gene Ontology annotation, molecular function: protein binding.
GGGUACUUGUGAUGACAUCACGUAAUAUGCACGCGGAAAUAUCGAACGAUUACAAGCGAUAAAACUGUGUACAGAUGUCCCGCUCUGCAAGAAAUCAAGGACACGCUAAACGAGGAAUGGUUUGUCCUGAGCUUCAUAUGGAUUGUACUAAUUGAUAAGGUGAAGGGACAAAGUGAAUUGCCAGAAAAUAGGAAUGAGUGGAAUUUUGCACUGAACAAGUGAAGACUAAUUACUGCCUCCUUGCAAAGAUGAUAAAGCCACACAAAACUCAUAGACAGCAGAAACAGGAGCAAAUCAAGGAGAGAUUAGGUGAAGUUGGAGUGUGUCGGAUCAGAAGAACUGAAGAGAAUGAUGGAAUAUCCGAAACUCUUGGCUGUGGAUUUUUGGUUAGGAAUUUUGCUAUUGUUCCUGGUUUCCCUUACCCUCGGUGUCUCAUAUCAAGUGAUAAAAUCUUUCCUGUUGAGUGUAACAUUGAUAAGUACUACUUAGACUUUAAAAAGGUGGAUCCAAAUGCCUUGAAGACAAUUAAAUUGAAAGACAUUACUAAAGCAGACAAAGUCAGUCGAAAUUAUGGUUUGGUUGUAAUUCAAAUUGAUCCUUCUGAGAAAUGCAAGAAGGGUGAUAGUUUAUUUGAUAGACUGUUUGAUGUCACCAAUGAAGAACUGACACCCAAAGAGAAUGACUUGCGCUGCCUUUAUGUAGAUGAUGCAGGUGACUCACAAUUUUCAGUGAAAUCGCUCAAGCUUGGAGAACCAUUACAAAGCCAGUAUGUACUCGCUGAAGAAAAUGAAAGCCCUUACAAAAGUUUCACUGAGGUAACUCGCAGAGGAGAUCGUAAGCCCUAUGGUGCUGCCAUCGUUAAGAAUGAUGGCGGGGGAUUAAUAAUUGCUGGAGCCCUGACCUUCUCUGAUGAUGACACGAAAACUGUCCAGCCAGUUUUCUUUCCACUACCUGCUCAAGGAAGUGUUUCUCAAUGGAACAAUCCAUCCGAGGAAGGACAGCCACUUCGACACACACCACUUGUUGCUGUUGCAACUCUUGAACAAGAAGCAGUUGAUGGUCUAGUUAAAAGUGGCAAAAUUCCAAAAGAUAAUCUACCCUACCUGGCAUGGGAUAUUGGAAACGAAGGUAGCUGGAAAAACUUUGGGAGAUGUUUAAACCUUAGUGAAGGAGAAUUAAAGUGUUUUGGAAGUGACCAUGGUGGGGAAUACGAAAGGUGGUAUUGUAUGCUUAAAGCCUGGAGAGAACGUGAUGGUGCUUAUGUCACUCUUGCCAAUACCUUAAAAAAGCAUAAUCGGACAGACCUUUUUGAACAGUACUGUCUCGAGGGAAGUGAUCCGCCCACAAAAGGACCAAGGCAACCGCCCACAGAUUUAAACCUGAAGAAGCUACGUAUUAGCGAAGAAGACCAUCGGGAUAUUUCCCGUAGAGUUGCGAGUAAACGUAGAAGAUUAGGGAGAGCCCUUGGGUUAGGAGAUGAGAAUUUAGAGGCAAUAAUGGAAGAUAAUGCGAAUGACACCAAUGAGCAGUCCUUUAAGAUACUACAGAAAUGGAUGCAGUCAAAUGGGGCUAAAGCCACUUACGAUGUCCUCGCACAAGCUUUGUAUGAUCGCACUGUCAUGCUGGAUGAUGUUGUGGAAGACUAUUGCGUCAUUUGAGUGACAAAAUGUCUUUGGGCACCGAGCUUUUAAGCCCACAUGGGAAAUUAGAAGAGGAAUUCAUACUAGUAACAAUCAGUCAACCUUGUUACGGUUAUUAUUUAGUUUCCUUCAAUACGUCAUAAUUAGCUGAUGUUAGGAACAUUCUCGAUAUAAUUCAUUUUUCCGAGGGAAAACACACGUAGUGACACGCUUAUCCAAGUAAUCCUGACAAAGAGGCCGAACUAUGUGGGUCAGAUCUGUAAGUUGUCUCCUAUUUGGCCCUACUGUAAUUUGAGAGAAAAAACGAUACGAAAUGAAAAUCUGUAAUUUGCGAAGUGAACUGUCCAUUACGGUCGUGAAGAAAUCAAUGGGUCACCUGUAUGAAAAAAGAGUUGCGCCUUUUAGCCAUAAAAUGCAAACCUGUAACUGCGACAUUACUUGGUGCUGUUUAAAAGGUGACAUCAAUGUAUAUAGAUGAUAGUAUUUAUUAUUCGAAUGCGUGACAGGACACUUUGCUUGACCGGACGAGACUUCAGUUCGCGUAAGAAAUUGUUACCGCACUAUUUGAGACGCAACCAACAUUAAUUGUUUAUCAGUGGAGAGGCUACGAAAUGUGCUUUUUGGCGAAAAUGUUUUCGUAUUAGCUUGACCAAAUCGUAACCAACUGAGACGCAACAGUUCGAACGGACAUGUUCCUUUGAGAGAAUUAAUCGGGUGUCAAAUCCUACCGUACUAAUACAACUUCUCAACAAUUCAAUCCAAUUUUUUGGUAUUCCUAUUGGUGCACUUGCAAUCUUUCUUUUAAGUUUACCAUCGAAAUUUAACCGAUACGCGUUUUGUCGGAGUUCAUAGCGGGAGAUUGAUUUACCCCGCACAAUGUUUUUUAGGUUGGUAUCUUAGAAGGCUUCGUACCACCCUUAAAAGCAAUCCGUCUUUUUUGCGUCAAAAGUUUUGUCAGCAAUUCUCGGCUUUGGGUUACCACAUAUCAAGUUAUGUCAACGCUCUGAAAACAGUGGACAUGCCAACCGCCAAUAGAAACAAAGAGCGCCUCUUUCUUGUUGAUGCUAUAUCGCUGUCGUCUGUCGAAAAUAUUAGGGAAUGUGUCCCAGAUCUCCUCCAUCAGGGGAGCUAGAGCCGGAGCACUCUUCAAGUGAGGAGAGACAGGAAAGUGAAGUAAACUGUGAAGAAUAGGGAGAAGCGUGAGGUUUUAAUUCUGAAAAUGUCGACCGCCGAUCGAACACUUCAUGGUGCUUAUGGCUUCAACUGAUGGAGAUCUGUGACAUAUUCACCAUAGUUUUCUUUUUUCAGACGAAAGCAAUAUAGCAUCAACAAGAGUAAAACACAACGCUAGCGCACCGAGCAACCGUUGCACGUCAUCAGCCUAGAGUGCGUUGCGCACCAUUCAAGAUGGCGGCCGCGGGAAAUUCGAAGUUCAUGUUAGGCCCUUUGGAAAACGAUAAAAAAUCGGAUCGCUUGGCAAGACAAAUGCUUAUGCCAUAUCUAUUAAGAUGUACAUCUAGAACAUUUUAAGCGUUAUUUGUAAAAAGAGUGGAAAUUCCCUUUAAGGAUUCGGUAGACCUUCGCGGGUGUUCUUCUCAAAAACAUUUUUCGACGCGCUAAACUAUAUAUCCUUGGGAAUGUUUUGAAAUGCACGCUUCGUUAUUUUGAGGCUCAGCUGUUUCGCUAGGUGAUAUCAACUGAGCUGUAGGUUUCUCAAUAAUCUUAGGUUAGAGAGUUUGUAGCAUGGAUUUUAGUUUUUUUAUUAUACAUAUAUUUUUGUCAUUUUUUAAUUAUGUAAUAUAUUUACAUGUUAUUUUAAAAUACUUUUGUGGCUAAAGAUAGGGAGAGUUUGAAGACGUGAACAAUAUUCUAACCUGUCUACCUUUGAAGCUAAUAUGUUCAAAAUAAACGUGUGAUAAUUUUCCAAAGUGGAAAGAUGCUGUCGUAGCAGUCUUGUAGAUAGUAUGCCACUGUAAACGCAAUAAAACUGCAUAGUCCUUAAUGUUUA